AUGAAUCAAUUACAUAUUGAACAUUUACCAAAUGAAUUAAUUAUUUAUAUAUUUGAAUAUUUUCAUGGUGAAGAACUUUUUCGAAGUUUUUUUAAUUUAAAUAAUCGUUUAAAUAAUUUAAUUAAAUCUAUUAAUACUCUUUCAUUAAUUAUUUCAAAAAAUAAUCAAUAUGAAAUUAAUAAUUUUCAUAUAUUUUCUUCUUAUUUAUAUACAUUAAUUAUUAAUGAUAAUAUUAAUUUAAAUCUUCGUUUAUUUUCAAAUAUACAUCGUCUUAUAUUAAUUCAUCCAAUUAAUAAUUUAUUAGAACAAUUGAAUAGUGAUAUUUUAUAUAAUCUUGAACAUUUAUCUAUAAAAUAUACUAAUUCAACAAAUAGAAUUUCUUAUGACAAUAAAAUUAUUUUUCUGAAUAAUUUUCCUAAUCUAAAAUCUUAUGAUAUUUCUAAUUAUGAAAUAAUUCAACAAAUUGAAGGAUGGCAACAAUCAUUAACAUUAUGUAUAUUAAAACUUGGAUAUAUUGAUUUAUUAACUUUUCAAACAGUUUUAUCAGUAUGUCCAAAUUUAUAUUAUUUUGAUUUAGGUAUUAUUAUUCAUAGUGAAUCAUUGAUAGAAAUAAAAUCACAUAUAAAUUUAAAACAAUUAAUAUUAAGAACUUCAAAUAAUGCUUUAAUGAAAUAUGAAAAUGUAUCUAUAUUUAAGAAUUUAUUUUUAUGUUUAUCUAAUCUUGAAAAAUUAAGUAUUCAUAGAAAAGAUAAUAUAUCAAUAAUUAAAAAAUCAUUUAUUACAUAUGAUUGGUUAUCAUCAAUAAUACAGAUUUAUUUACCAGUACUUAAACAAUUUAAUUAUUAUUUUCAUGUAUUUCAACUUAAUAAUACGAAAAUACAAAUUGGACCUCAUUUAAAUAAUAUUCUUAAGAAAAUAAUAGAAAAUUUUUAUUAUGUUCAUAAUAAUCGAUAUCAUGCUCGACUUAUUAUUGAUUAA
This is a messenger RNA of Rotaria sp. Silwood1, 978 nucleotides long. Lineage: Eukaryota; Metazoa; Rotifera; Eurotatoria; Philodinida; Philodinidae. The record is from the annotation of a GenBank genome assembly.